AUGGGCAACAAGACAGUUACUCCUUUAGCUACUAAUAAUAAUCCUAACACAUUUGAUUUUGCAUAUAAUUCUGAAAAUUCUCGUGUUCAUUCUAAAUCUCCUACUCCAAAUAUGUCGAAUGAUCCUCUUAUUUCGACGCCCGUAACUAAUCUUGACACAUCUGCUCCUCUCAUAAAAUCCCCAAUUCCUUCCACUGCUACUAUCCCUCGCACAUCGGUUUCUCAUGUUCCUACGAAGCCUCGUACACCUAGUAUUCCUAAUAGCCCGGUUCACAUUUCUUUACCUGUAACGAAUCUUGAUACUUUUACUCAUCCUCCUCAGUUUGAUAACACUGUCAAACACACAUCCUUCUAUGUACUCAACACUCAAGCCUCUCCAGCUCCUACAGAAUCUCAUGCACCUAGUCUUUGUUCGCCCGUAACAAAUCUCGAUACUUUUACACAUCCUCCUCAGUUUGAUAACACUGUCAAACGCACAUCCGUCUACGUACUUAACACUCAAACCUCUCCUGUUCCUACAGAGCCUCGUGCACCUAGUAUUUCUUCACCCGUAACAAAUCUUGAUACUUUUACUCAUCCUCCUCAAUUUGAUAACACUGUCAAACACACAUCCUUCUUCGUACUCAACACUCAAACUUCUCCUGUUCCCAAAGAGCCUCAUGCAACUAGUAUUUCUUCACCUGUAACGAAUCUCGAUACUCUUACUCCUCCGCCGUAUACUAACACUGUCAUACGUACAUCUGUCUAUGUACUAAAUACUCAAACUUCUCCUGUUCCUACAGAGCCUCAUGCACCUAAUAUUUCUGCACCCGUAACUAAUCUUGAUACUUUUACUCCUCCUCAGUAUACUAACAUUGUCAAACGCACAUCCGUCUAUGUACUCAACACUCAAGCCUCUCGUGUUUCUAUGAGGCCUUCUACUCCUAUUAUUUCUACACCAGGAAAGACUCUAGAAACUUCUCCUAUAAACUCUCCUAUUCCCACUAUUUCUGGUAAUUCUAUUACUUCAACAUCACCAACUAAUAUCCAUAAUAAUACUGCUCCGCAAAAAUCACCUAUGGCUCCUAACACUUUGAUUUCUACAGUUCCUACUACUUUAACGACCGUUGAUAAUUCUGUCAUUCGUAAAAUUCCUGUAACUUCUCCUGUUCCUAGUAUUGAUAAUAUCUAUAUUGGACCUUAUAAUUCAUCUCCUAUACUUAGUCCUGAUACUUCAGCUGUUUCUCCUACGUUUGACACACCUCCUUCUCCUAUACCUCCUACUAUUACUGUGAAUCCUGUUAAAUCAAAUGAUACUGAAACAAUAUCUAAAACUCCUUUUCCCUACAAUGUUAAUGCUAAACGAACACCAUCUAAUAUUUCAUUAUCAUCAUCAGCACCAAUUUCGGAACAAGUAAAAUCUUCCAAUUUAUCAUCUGUGCGACGAUGGAAUAAAAUACAACAAAGACAAAAAGAACAUUCUCAUACAAUUUCACAAACACCAAAUUUAGUCACAUCGCCAUCAUCAUCAUCAUCACGAACGAAUACAAAUGAUAUUUCAAAAGAAACAUCUGCUAUUUUAAAAAUUAUACCUGUACCAAGUUUUUCUUUACGUUCAACAGCUGUAUGUAGUUUUUCAAUAGAUGAACAUCUCUUGUCAGAACGAACUCAAUCCAUACAUAAAGAUAUAUCUAUAUUUAAAUAUUAUCUUACUCAAAAAGAAAUAAAACGAACACUUGGUAAUCAUACGAAUGCAACUAUGUUUCAAAUGAAUACUCAACUUAAACAAACUCCUUUACCAAAUCCAUCAUUAUCAUUUUUACAUAAAAAUUUCAAUGAUGGCAUUCAUGAAACAGAUGAUAAUUCAUCUGUUACAGCUACAUUUAGUUCUCUUGGUCUACAGAAUGAUCUCGAAACAGAAUCUGUCGAUCCAUCGACAACAGAAUUACAUUCAAAUGAAAAACAACAACAAAAAAAUUCUUUUCCAGUUGUUUCAUCAAAUAAUUCAACUUCGGAAAAACCCUUAGUAUCAAUAUUGAAAAAACCAAUACAUCCUCCAAUUGAAAAACCUAUACCUACACAAAUAGACAAAAAAAAUGAUUUUGAAAAUUAUUCAACCGUAUCAUUUAAUUUCCAAACAACACCAAAAGCUAAUGAAAGUAUAUCAAGAAGUGAAAAAUUAUUUUCUUCAUGA
Adineta steineri is the source of this 2172-nucleotide messenger RNA. The record is from the annotation of a GenBank genome assembly. NCBI's taxonomy places the organism in Eukaryota, Metazoa, Rotifera, Eurotatoria, Adinetida, Adinetidae.